CCUUGAAUCAAUUUUCUGUCACGGACGUCGGAAGAUUGCAGUAAAUGUAUAUUUCAAAAUUUCCUAGAAGGCCUAAUGAUACAUUGUUCUUGACCCCUCCAUCAAAAAUCCAAUGUGAUAUUACGUUCGAGAAUUUUAAUUCUCUACCCGAGGGGCUCUGUAAUUGUAAUCUACUCCCCAGUUUUGAUACGAGGAAUCUUCGAGUGCAAAAAACUAAAUUAACACUCUCCGAAUUCGCAUACGUGACAUUUCUGAUCUACGGUUCUCUUCAAACUUGGUCUUUUUUUCAUACGAGUGUAUUUCAUAUUUUCCUUGUCUUCAAUGCCUACUUUUUCCUUGAGUGUUUUCUUUCAUCCAAUUCUUCAUAUUCGUAUCCCAUGCACACGUGUAGUAAGUUCUUUUUAUGUCUUCUUCGAGUGAAUGUGGGUACUUUGUGCGGGGCUAAUAACCAAUAACUAUAUCUCUUACCCGCGUAUGUAUAGGUACAAGUUGUCUCUAUGCGAAACUGUGAACAGAUUUUCAGUGUAGUGAAGCACUCUUAAGUGUAGCAUUUAAUUAAUCUAAAUUAGUUAUCAAUCCCGAUUGACCUUAAAGUUAAAAAAGAGCAAAAAAGAAAAAUUAAAACUGAACGGUGAUAGCUGAUACACACAUAAAAGCAAGAAUACACCCAUACAUAUGCUCUAAUGAAACUUUCUAACAGUAUCGUCUGUAGCUCUACACAGUCAACAAUUGUUCAGAAAUUUUAAGUGAAUGUUUUUACUUUACAUGUCAAUGCUAUGACGUAGAUAAGUACAUUAGAGUUUGGUAAACCGUGUCAAGUUGUGUAGCAAGAAGAAAGUAUAUAGAUACGAGUCCUGAAAUAAUCAUGACGAUAAAACUAAUUGUACAGUAUGGAACCGUCUUCCUGAUGCUUUGUGUUCUAUGUGAGAAUUUGUUUUGCAAAAUUGUUGAAAUAAACACGAAAAGUGGAAAAAUUCUUGGAACUACUGUGAGGGCAAGAGAUGGAAGGUGUAUUAGAUGCUUUAGAGGCAUACCAUAUGCUCAACCGCCUGUUGGUGAUCUACGAUUCAAGGCUCCAGUCCCUGUUAACAAUUCGUAUGUAAUUUUGAAUGCAACAGCGGAUGCUCCACCAUGCCCACAGAUAAAUCCGAGCACUCAAAUGGUUAUAGGCGAAGAAAAUUGCCUGUACUUGAAUGUCUACACUCCUCAAAUUCCGGUGUUGCGAGGGUGUAAAAAGAAACUUCCCGUUCUAUUUUUCGUUCACGGCGGUCGAUGGCUGGUAGGAUCCAGCAACAGCCACGUUUAUGGUCCAGAAUUUCUCCUUGCAGAAGAUAUCGUGUUGGUGACCAUCAAUUUCCGGCUUGGAGUUUUCGGUUUUCUUUCUUCAGGCGACGAUGUUGCGGCGGGGAGCUGGGGUUUGAAAGAUCAAGUUUUGGCUCUGAAGUGGGUGCAAGAUAAUAUAGAAAUCUUUGGCGGGGAUCCAUAUAGAGUUACAAUUAUGGGUGAAAGUAAAGGUGGUGCGGCUGUUAACUCUAUGUUUUACGCACCAUCUGCUAAAGGUCUAUUCAAACGAUGUGUAUCUUUAAGCGGUGUCGUUCAGAAUCCGUACUCAUUUGCGCCUUUAGUAAAUAUAUCCACUCCUUCAAAGAAACUUGCUGAGUUGGUUGAGUGUCCGACGGAGCCAUCAGAGUCUUUAGUGGAUUGCAUGAGAAAUGUGGACUUCCGAAGGCUCAUUCAACUCGAGUCACAAGUCUAUCCGAAUGACAUUGAGAAACCAACGACCGGCACUUUAUGGGCACCUACUGUUGAGCCGAAAUCUUCUCCGAGCCCUUUUCUGACAAUCGAUCCGAAACUUGCAACUUUUAGACCAAAUUACCCGUGGCUGAAUAUUAUUAACGCUGCAGACGGUGGGGUGUAUGUGGCAUAUAUAUUUGGUGAGCCUGAUCUGGAAAAUUUACUGGCGGAAAACCCAAAAUUGGUUCUACCGGUUCUUCUAUCACUUGAUUUGGAGUUCUGUGCCGAUGACAUCCCGGAAAUAGUAAACCGAAUUCUAAGAUUUUAUUUUGGGGACCUUCCUGUUGGUAGAAGCACUGAAUCGCAACUGGUGAACUUAUUUUCAGACUAUUUUUUCUUCACGGGAGUUGAAAAUGCGUCCUUGAAUUAUGGUGGGGAAGUGAGUGUGUAUAGGUACACUUAUAUCCAGUCUGUAACGUUCAACUCGUUGCGAGGUGAUGGAAGUCUCAAAGCGGCACCGACUCACAGUGAUGUGCUCUUGAACUUCUUUCCUGACCUCAAGAAUUUUCCAAACAGAACAUACACGGCAAAAGACGUGGAAGUCUCAAAGCUGAUGGUCGAAGCUUUGGUUUCAUUCAUAGAAGAUGGGAAUCCGACAAAAUUUUCAUCCAUCAAAUGGAGCCCAAGUGACCUGAAGGAAAACGAAAUUUACCAGAAGGCUGAACCGUUUUUGCAAGAACAAUGCAUUUCUGAACGGCUUAAAUUUUGGAGCACGAUAAGAGCAGAAUUUAGAACCAAAACUUUGACAGAUUCACAAGUUUGCUAAUGUCUCGAAUGACAUCGACUGCAUCCCCUCGAUCACCAAGAAACAAUAAAAAACCUAAGUUUGAAAAAUA
Molecule: messenger RNA, 2630 nt
Organism: Bemisia tabaci
Lineage: Eukaryota; Metazoa; Arthropoda; Insecta; Hemiptera; Aleyrodidae
Source: RefSeq, a predicted model, not a curated record